Molecule: messenger RNA, 646 nt
Organism: Dimorphilus gyrociliatus
Lineage: Eukaryota; Metazoa; Annelida; Polychaeta; Dinophilidae
Source: the annotation of a GenBank genome assembly
AAUGAAGGACUUAUUGAAAGUAGUUCGCCUCGGAAUAAUUAGUUAUGGAAGAGGUUUACGGUUGCAAAAAGAAUAUGAAAAGCUAGUGUUUAACGAGAAAGCUGCUAAUUACAUCCUUCUCUUAGAACAUAAACCUGUAUAUACAAUAGGAAUUCGCGAUUAUUCUUCGCAAUAUGAAGAAGAUUAUCUAAAGUCAUUGGGGGCUGAAUUUUAUAAAACCAGCAGAGGGGGACUUAUAACAUUCCACGGACCCGGACAGCUUGUUGUUUAUCCUAUACUAAACUUAAAAUCAUUAAAAAUUGGAGUACGAAAAUAUACUGAACUAUUGGAAGAAACUGUUAUUGAAACCUGCAAAAAUUACAAUAUCUGCGGUAAACGAUCUCAGCAUACAGGUGUAUGGGUAGGAGAUAAUAAGAUAUGUGCUUUAGGUAUACAAGUUAGGCGUUAUAUCUCUUCUCACGGCUUAGCAUUAAAUUGUGCCACAGACUUGAAAUGGUUUAAUCAUAUUACACCUUGUGGGAUAAAAGAUAAAGGCGUGACGUCUCUCAGUAAUGAGGUUGGAAGGAAAAUCCCAGUUGAGGAAGUGUUGCCUUUGUUCAUAGAUAGUUUUGAGAAAACUUUCAAAGUUAGGACUGACUAUGCAUGA